Molecule: messenger RNA, 8460 nt
Organism: Ailuropoda melanoleuca (giant panda)
Lineage: Eukaryota; Metazoa; Chordata; Mammalia; Carnivora; Ursidae
Gene: NUP205
Product: nucleoporin 205
Exons: 43
Coding region: 129-6167 (2012 amino acids)
Biological process (GO): nuclear pore organization
Cellular component (GO): nuclear pore inner ring; nuclear pore
Molecular function (GO): structural constituent of nuclear pore
Source: RefSeq, a predicted model, not a curated record
CCCUGAGUCAGUCGAGAGUGCCAUUCCGAGACAGGGUGGUACCUUUCUGUUCAGGCAUGGCUUCGGGCAGCCUCACCCUUUUCUGGGGCUUCCGUGCGACAGGAGGGCUCCGUUAGUGGGCCUCCAAGAUGGCGACGCUGUUGGCGGUAAAUUCGGCUGCCAGUCUCUGGGGUCCUUACAAAGACAUUUGGCAAACAGUGGGAAAUGCUCUUUGGAGAAGACAACCUGAAGCUGUCCACCUUCUUGACAUGAUUUUGAAGAAACACAAACCUGACUUCAUCUCACUGUUCAGAAACCCACCAAAAAAUGUCCAACAACAUGAGAAGGUUCAGAAAGCCAGUACUGAGGGAGUUGCUAUCCAGGGUCAACAGGGAACCCGACUUCUUCCUGAACAGCUCAUUAAAGAGGCCUUUAUCCUUAGUGACCUUUUUGAUAUUGGAGAAUUGGCAGCUGUUGAGCUUCUCCUUGCCGGAGAGCACCAACAGCCACAUUUUCCUGGUCUCACCAGAGGAUUAGUAGCUGUUCUUUUAUACUGGGAUGGAAAACGGUGCAUUGCAAACUCUCUGAAAGCCUUGAUACAGUCUAGACGAGGAAAAACAUGGACCCUUGAACUCAGUCCAGAGCUGGUUUCCAUGACAACACGCUUUACAGAGGAGCUGAUGGAGCAAGGAUUGACUUAUAAAGUCCUUACUCUGGUGUCACAGAUUGAUGUGAACAAUGAGUUUGAGAAACUACAGCGGGAGAGAGGUUUGGGCAGUGAAAAACACCGAAAAGAGGUUUCUGAUCUCAUCAAGGAGUGCAGGCAGUCUCUGGCAGAAAGCCUUUUUGCCUGGGCUUGUCAGUCACCUUUAGGCAAAGAUGACACUCUGCUUCUUAUUGGACAUUUGGAAAAAGUGACAGUUGAGGCUAACGGCUCAUUGGAUGCAGUGAAUCUGGCUCUUCUUAUGGCGCUUCUGUACUGCUUUGAUAUCAGUUUCAUAGAACAAAGCACAGAGGAACGAGAUGAUAUGAUGCAUCAACUUCCACUGCUGACAGAAAGACAAUACAUCGCAACAAUUCACUCCCGCCUUCAAGACUCACAGCUUUGGAAACUGCCUGGGCUCCAAGCCACUGUUAGACUUGCCUGGGCACUGGCAUUGAGAGGAAUAUCUCAGCUACCUGAUGUGACAGCUCUGGCUGAAUUCACAGAAGCAGAUGAAGCAAUGGCAGAACUUGCGAUUGCUGACAAUGUUUUCCUCUUCCUCACUGAAUCCGUAGUGGUGUCAGAAAACUUCUAUCAGGAGGAAUUUUAUAUCCGUAGAAUCCAUAAUCUCAUCACAGAUUUCCUUGCCCUUAUGCCAAUGAAGGUGAAACAGUUGAGAAAUCGGGCAGAUGAAGAUGCUCGAAUCAUUCAUAUGAGUAUGCAGAUGGGUAAUGAACCUCCCAUUUCACUUAGAAGAGAUCUGGAGCACUUAAUGCUCUUGAUUGGUGAGCUAUAUAAAAAGAACACUUUUAAUUUGGAGCUUGCUCUCGAAUAUUGGUGUCCCUCAGAGCCUCUUCAGACUUCCACUAUCAUGGGUUCUUACCUUGGGGUGGCUCAUCAGCGACCCCCUCAACGCCAGGUUGUCUUGUCAAAGUUUGUUAGGCAAAUGGGUGACCUACUGCCUCCAACGAUUUACAUUCCUUAUUUGAAAAUGCUCCAGGGAUUGGCCAAUGGGCCCCAGUGUGCCCACUACUGUUUCAGCCUGCUUAAAGUCAAUGGUAGUAGUCAUGUUGAAAAUAUUCAGGGAACAGGUGGCAGUCCUGUUUCCUGGGAACAUUUCUUUCACUCCUUAAUGCUUUACCACGAGCACCUCCGGAAGGAUCUUCCAAGUGCAGAUAGUGUCCAGUACCGUCACCUUCCUUCACGUGGCAUCACCCAGAAGGAGCAGGAUGGAUUGAUUGCUUUUUUACAGCUCACCUCCACCAUCAUUACCUGGAGUGAAAAUGCUCGUCUGGCACUCUGUGAACAUCCUCAGUGGACCCCGGUUGUGGUGAUUCUGGGACUCCUGCAAUGCAGUAUUCCCCCUGUUCUCAAAGCAGAGCUGCUGAAGACCCUUGCAGCUUUCGGAAAAUCCCCUGAAAUUGCUGCUUCCCUCUGGCAGUCGUUGGAAUACACUCAGAUACUACAGACCGUAAGGGUUCCAAGCCAGAGGCAAGCUAUCGGUAUCGAGGUUGAACUAAAUGAAAUAGAAUCCCGGUGUGAAGAAUACCCGUUGACUCGCGCUUUUUGCCAUCUUAUUAGUACCUUGGUGGAGAGCUCAUUUCCUUCUAAUUUGGGUGCUGGCCUGCGGCCCCCUGGCUUUGACCCUUAUUUGCAGUUCCUUAGAGAUUCUGUGUUUCUCCGAUUCCGCACAAGAGCUUACCGGAGAGCAGCUGAAAAGUGGGAAGUUGCUGAGCUUGUUUUGGAGGUGUUUUAUAAAUUGCUCAGAGAUUAUGAGCCUCAACUUGAAGAUUUUGUAGACCAGUUUGUGGAAUUACAAGGAGAAGAAAUCAUAGCGUACAAGCCACCAGGAUUUAGUCUGAUGUAUCAUCUUCUGAAUGAGUCACCAAUGUUGGAGCUUGCCCUUAGUUUACUGGAAGAAGGCGUUAAGCAGCUGGAUACCUAUGCCCCUUUCCCUGGGAAGAAACACUUGGAGAAAGCAGUACAGCAUUGCCUUGCACUUCUCAAUCUGACUCUGCAAAAGGAAAAUCUCUUUAUGGAUCUUCUAAGAGAGAGUCAGCUGGCUCUAAUAGUCUCUCCUUUAGAACAGCUGUUACAGGGAAUCAAUCCCAGAACUAAGAAGGCUGAUAAUGUGGUGAAUAUUGCCAGAUACCUGUAUCAUGGCAAUACUAACCCGGAAUUGGCUUUUGAAAGCGCCAAGAUCCUCUGCUGUAUCUCGUGUAAUUCCAAUAUUCAGAUAAAACUGGUUGGAGAUUUCACACAUGACCAGAGUGUAAGUCAGAAGCUGAUGGCUGGAUUUGUGGAGUGUUUGGAUAGUGAAGAUACAGAAGAAUUUGUCCGUCUAGAAGAGGGAUCAGAACUUGAAAAGAAGUUAGCUGGAAUCCGUCAUGAAACAAGAAUCCACAUCUUGAAUCUUCUCAUCACCUCUCUGGAACGCAACCCACCCAACCUUGCUCUCUACCUCCUGGGCUUUGAACUGAAGAAACCCGUUAGUACCACAAACCUGCAAGAUCCAGGAGUGUUAGGUUGCCCUCGAACAUGCCUUCAUGCCAUUUUAAACAUCUUGGAGAAAGGAACCAAAGGGAGAACAGGCCCGGUGGCAGUGAGAGAAUCUCCUCAACUCGCUGAACUAUGUUACCAGGUGAUUUAUCAGUUGUGUGCAUGCUCUGACACAUCCGGUCCUACGAUGAGGUACUUGAGAACCAGCCAGGAUUUCUUAUUUUCUCAGUUGCAACAUUUACCUUUUUCUAACAAAGAGUAUGAAAUGUCUAUGCUGAACCAGAUGUCAUGGCUAAUGAAGACUGCCUCAAUAGAACUAAGGGUAACUUCUCUGAAUCGUCAACGGUCACAUACCCAGAGGCUCCUACACCUCUUACUGGAUGACAUGCCCGUGAAACCGUACUCAGAUGGUGAAGGAGGAAUAGAAGAUGAAAAUAGGUCUGUCUCUGGGUUCCUUCACUUUGACACUGCUACAAAAGUACGUCGAAAAAUUCUAAGUAUUCUUGACUCAAUUGACUUCAGUCAGGAGAUCCCUGAACCUUUGCAGUUGGACUUCUUUGAUCGGGCCCAGAUUGAACAAGUUAUUGCUAACUGUGAGCACAGGAAUUUACGGGGACAGACAGUCUGCAACGUCAAGCUUCUUCAUAGGGUUCUUGUAGCUGAAGUAAAUGCCCUUCAGGGUAUGGCAGCCAUAGGACAGAGACCUCUACUGAUGGAGGAAAUCAGCACUAUUCUUCAGUAUGUGGUAGGAAGAAACAAAUUGCUGCAGUGUCUUCAUGCAAAACGGCAUGUAUUAGAGUCGUGGAGGCAGCUGGUAGAAAUUAUACUGACAGCUUGUCCCCAGGACCUCAUUCAGGCAGAGGACCGACAACUGAUUAUUCGUGAUAUUUUACAAGAUGUGCAUGAUAAGAUACUGGAUGAUGAAGCAGCACAGGAGUUAAUGCCGGUGGUAGCAGGUGCUGUGUUCACCCUGACUGCUCACCUGAGCCAAGCCGUUCGCACAGAACAGAAGCAACCAUUAGUCUCGGGACCCGGAGAGACCCAUUAUGCUUUUAUGCUUGAUAGUUCUUUCACCUCCCCGCCUCCAGCAGAGAACCCAGGGGGGGGUUUUGCUUCUAUUGGGGAUUCUUCGCUUCACAUCAUAUUGAAGAAGCUCUUGGACUUCAUUUUGAAGACAGGUGGCGGAUUCCAGCGAGUGAGGACACACCUGUAUGGCUCUCUGUUGUAUUACUUACAGAUCGCCCAGAGACCAGAUGAACCAGACACAUUAGAAGCAGCCAAGAAAACUAUGUGGGAAAGGCUGACAGCCCCUGAAGAUGUUUUUAGUAAAUUACAGCGAGAAAACAUAGCCAUCAUUGAGAGCUACGGCGCUGCGCUCAUGGAAGUGGUCUGUCGAGAUGCCUGUGAUGGUCAUGAGAUUGGAAGGAUGCUGGCACUGGCUCUACUUGAUCGGAUUGUCUCCGUAGAUAAACAGCAGCAGUGGCUUUUGUAUCUUUCUAACAGUGGCUAUUUGAAGGUGCUUGUGGACAGCUUGGUAGAAGAUGACCAUACUUUGCAGAGCUUACUAACUCCACAACCUCCCCUUCUAAAAGCCCUUUAUACUUACGAAUCCAAAAUGGCAUUUCUUACAAGAGUGGCUAAAAUACAGCAGGGUGCGUUAGAACUGCUGAGGUCUGGGGUGAUAGUGAGACUGGCACAAUGCCAGGUCUAUGACAUGCGCCCAGAGAUGGACCCACAGGGCAUGUUCGGCAUGAGGGACCCGCCAGUGUUCAUCCCGGCCCCGGUGGACCGCUACCGGCAGAUCCUGCUCCCGGCUCUCCGCUUGUGCCAGGUCAUCCUCACGUCCAGCACGGCCCAGCACUUACAGGCAGCGGGGCAGGUGUUGCAGUUUCUCAUUUCACAUUCUGAUACCAUACAAGCAAUCUUGCGCUGUCAGGAUGUGAGUGCUGGGUCUUUGCAGGAACUGGCUCUGCUGACAGGAAUUAUCAGUAAAGCAGCACUUCCUGGUAUACUAAAUGAACUUGAUGUUGAUGUAAAUGAAGGAUCACUAAUGGAGCUACAGGGACAUAUCGGAAGAUUCCAGCGCCAGUGUUUAGGACUACUAAGCCGCUUUGGGGGCUCUGACAGACUGCGUCAGUUUAAAUUUCAAGAUGAUAAUGUGGAAGGAGAUAGAGUGAGCAAGAAAGAUGAGCUCGAACUGGCCAUGCAGCAGAUCUGUGCCAAUGUCAUGGAAUAUUGCCAGUCACUCAUGUUACAGAGCUCCCCCACAUUUCAGUAUGCUGUGUGUCUCUUCACCCCUAGCCUGUCAGAAACCAUUAAUAGAGAUGGAUCCCGGCAAGAUACUCAAGCUCCAGUGAUUCCAUAUUGGCGCCUGCCUGGUUUGGGCAUUAUUGUCUACCUGCUGAAACAGAGUGCUAAUGAUUUCUUCAGCUAUUAUGACAGCCAUCGACGGAGUGUCAACAAGCUACAGAAUGUAGAGCAACUUCCACCAGACGAGAUCAAAGAGUUGUGUCAGUCUGUGAUGCCCGUUGGUGUUGAGAAAAUCUCCACUGCCCAGAAAUAUGUUCUAGCAAGACGGCGUUUGGUGAAGUUGAUCAACAAUCGAGCCAAACUGCUUUCCCUUUGUUCUUUUAUCAUAGAGACCUGCCUAUUUAUUCUUUGGCGCCAUCUGGAGUACUACUUGUUACACUGCACGCCCAUGGAUUCUCAAGAUUCCUUGUUUGCCUCCAGAACCUUGUUUAAAAGCAGAAGACUACAAGAUUCCUUCACUUCAGAAACCAACCUGGAUUUUAGAAGUGGACUGACUGGAGUGAGCCAACAUGACAUAGACCAGCUUCAGGCUGACGCCAUCAAUUCUUUUGGAGAAUCACUACAAAAGAAACUUCUGGACAUUGAAGGAUUAUACUCAAAAGUUCGAUCUCGCUAUAGUUUCAUACAAGCUCUUGUCAGACGUAUCCGAGGCCUGCUGAGGAUAUCCAGGAACUGAGAGCCUGUGCUUAUGCUCUUCUGAGGAAGAGAUGAAUUGGGGAGAGCUGUCCCCUUUUUAUAGAUUAGUUUGUUUCUAAAUUAUGACCAAAAAAUAUUUUGCUAUUUCUUUCUUUAUAUAUGGACAUCUUUUCUGUAAAUUUUUUUGCCUGGUUCCAACCUCGCUAGUAAAAAAAAUAAACACUUUUUAAAAAAAGAAACAAAACAAAUGUAUGGUUAGUCUUUUGAAAUUUUACCUAGAAAAUGAUCAACAUUAAUGGGAAUCCAACAAAUAAAAUUCCCACAGUGGUGGUUUUCCUUUAGGUGUAUAAUUCUGAAUGUUAUAUUAAAGGCGUAAUCUGAAAAUGCUAAUGUUUUAUACCUUUGUUGUCUGCAUUAUACUUCUGUCAUAUUCAGGGUUACUUCCUGGGGUAGAGCGGACAACAAACUGUAGCUAUGCUCUUUAACAGAGUAGCGCACUCAAUACUGUGAAUGUAUUACAGAAAUGUCCCAAGAAAUGAAGCCAUCUCUUUCCUAAAAUUGUUUUUUUUCUUUUCUGCAUGUAAAUGACAGUAUAAUAAUUUGCAUUUGUUCCUUAGAAAUGAUUGUGAAAUUUCCCAAACUAAUCACCUGCUGAUAUUUCUCAUGUAAUUAAUAUGAUGAAAAAAAAUAUAUGAUGGCUACGAUUAGGGCAAAAGAACGUAUACAAUCACCACUCCCUUCUUGCCCAAUUGUACUUGUGUUCAAGUGACUACAUCAUCUCAAAGUCCAUUUUUCCCUUUCCAGCCACCAAUUAUUUCAGCCUAAUAUAUAGGAGAGACUGCAGAAAGGGAGAGUCCUAGGGAAGUGUGAAUGCGUGAGUAAGUGGGUCCACUAUGGAGUAGCAAUUGUAGCUUCCCCGGUCGGCCUCUGGCGACAUCUAAACAUAGGCAGAAGCUCAGAAAGAAUCAGAAAGGAGCCUGGGGCACAGAAUCAAAGCAUUUUGUAAACCUUGUGAGUGUGAAGCUAAAUUGAAAAUGAAGAUUUUUAGAUUUACUAAACUUUGUUUUCUUGUUUUCCCAUCAUUUCUUCCAAAACUCCAGCAGACUGGAUCGGAAGUUGGACACUGGGGAAUGCUUGGGGAGGGAGGGCAGGAAGGAUUGCCACUGCAGGUGUGCUGCUUAGAAGGCUGACCAGAAGUGCAAUUUGUAUAAUAAAGCCAGCCGGAGGGGAGAAGCUAACACGCUGAGCCUCGAGGACACGAGGACACGCUGCCUGACUCAGCAUGGUUACCUGGGGUGUGGAGAGGGGCUGUUGGGUGUGGUGUGUGCUCUGUAGCAAAGCAAAGGGGAUCAAAACAUUGUAGAACUUUCAUUUUAAAAAGGUUUAGCAUUUAAAGGGAAGGUUCAUCCAGUCCUAAAAACUACUAAAUAAGCAUAGGCUCUUAAAGCAUUGUUUUUACUGAGUUAAUCUGCUUGGUGGGAUUAGAAAAAAAGAGGUGAGUACCUUCUUUAUUGUAGUUUUCAUAAAAUAGUGUUGCAUGAAUAUGUAAGUCUGAACUUUAUCUGAGCUAUAAAAGCUGUUCAUACGCAAUUCCCAAGUUGUUUUGAAAAACGUUGACUCUUCAUAAGAGUUGAAAGAAAAGUACAGUGAACCUAUAUAUACCUUUCACCUAGCUUCACCAACUUAACAUUUUGCAUAUUUGCUUUAUCUUUUUUAUAUGUAUAUAAAUACUGUUUUUUUCCCCUUGACUGUUUGAAAAUAGGUUGUAGACAUCGUGACACUUUGUCCAUAUUUCAGCAAGUAUUUCCUUCCAAAUCAUAACAACAUAAUCGCACUUAAGACAUUUGCUAGUAAAAUGCAAUAAAUAAUUUUCUAAUAUUCAGUCUGUAUUCGAAUUUCAAUUGCCCCCAAACUGUACUUCUAGAACUUUUAUUUUUUUACCCAGAAUUAAAUCAAGAACCACAUAUUACAUUUAGUUCCCUCAUAUUCCUUUGAGUCAGAAGCGGUUCCCCUCCCUUUCCAGGGGAGAAGGUGGUUAACCUGACACUUUGAAGCUAUUUUGGAAAAGGCCCCACAGUUUUUGUUUUGCUUUUUAAUUCAGGCUAAACAUUUUAGGCAAGAAUACUACAAUUCUGCGGGUGAUGUGCCUUCAGCAUAUCACAUCAGGAGGUACAUAUCAGUUUGUCCCAGGUAGUGCUUGACACACCUCUCCAUUGCAAUGAAUAAUCUGUGGGUUGAUACUUCAAGACUGUGAAUUUAUGUUUCCAAAAACCUUUUCAGCCAUUGCUUUUAUCAUGUAUUCAAAUUUAAAUAAUUGUAUGGCUUCAAUCAUA